AUGGACUCUUCUUUGAUAGACGUGGAAUGCGAGCGGGGAAUUAUCGGCGCACCCAUGUCCUUCUCUCUGCCCCAGGUAUUCCAGAGUUUCCCCCCGGACACGUCUAUCACCGUGUCUCUCAACGAGUCGACUGGCCAGCACCAGCAGCAGCAACUGCAACACCAGUCUCCAUACUCCCAGCAGUCGCUAGGACACUUUCACAAGACGCCGCUUCAGCUCGCACCGCAAUACGGAACGGCUAGGUCCCCAUCAAAGGAGGGAGAUGCAGGCAUUGAAGGGUGGAGCAACAGCGGUUCCUCCGGGGUGCAGCCCAAUGUCCCGGUCUCCGCAGCGCAAACCACGGAAGAGGCGAGCGGGGCCGUGACAUCCGCAGACGCUCGGGUUGCCGCUAGUCACGUGCCGCAACCCGAUGCUCUCCAUCCCAAUCCCAUCGUUAGCGUCGCCGCAUCCGAGUCUCCUGCCGCCGCGGCACCGGAAAAAGAGGAAUCGCCAGAGCGCGUCCACGUUCUAGUUGUCUUCGACAAGGUGUUCUGUGUUUGCUUUGUGCCGGCGGCGCUGCGCGCGACACUCAAGGUUGGCGAGCUGGUUCUCUGCGAGUACACACACGGCGAGAAUAUCGGCACCAUUGUCGCGGACGUGAGCACCAUCGUUGCCAAGGUGAUGCAGCAGCACCAAAGCACCAUGAGCAUGGAAGCAGUUGAGCAGGCCUUCACUCCGCCGUGUGAGCGCAUCGUACGCACUGCCGGCACCCCCGCUUCCUCCGUAGUUGAAGGGCACUCGAGUGGCUUGUUUGUCGCGACAACGGCCAUGUGCACCGAAAAAGCUCGCAGCGGCUUGCCGGCGGAUCAACGACUGCGCCGCCUUCCGUGCGUCCUUCGGCGCGGCACGAACCGAGACAAGAAACGUAUGUACUUCGCGCGACUUCGCAGCAAUGAUGCACUGGCUGCUGUGCUCCGCAUUCUCCGCAGCGAGUCGUUGGUCGCACAGUCCGCCGAGUAUCAGGUGAACUUCGCGUGCGUCACCAUCUAUCUCGGUGGUGAGCGCAGUCAGUGCGGCUGGUCGGCACAUCAGUUUCAGCAGCUCGGCAACACGCUGGUCGACCCUCUGCGCUCAGAGGCGGUGGAGUUCCGCUUCGUGUGCGACCACCACCAUGAGGAACUCGACCUGACGCGCGCCAUUACUGGUUUGGGGCUGAGUGAGAUUCUGUACGCUGUGGUUGCGGAUCACCACAAACGUCAAAGCGGUAAAGGCGGACAAGGCAGCCGUGGUGGAGCCCCAAACGGAGCGGCCGUCAACCGACCGGGUCAGUUGAUUCAGCACUCGCAGCAGCAGCAGCAGCAGCAACAGAAGGCCGGGCAACUGUUCGGUAGUCAGUCGAGUAUCGUGACGACCUACACAGGCUCUUCGAUGUGGCCGCAGUCAGCGGCAGCUCUUACCCCAGGCAACUACGUUACGCCGGCCUCACCGCAGCAGAAACACGCAAUGAGCUACACACUUGCUCCCUGCGUGUACGUGCCCCAGCAGCAGCAGCAGCAGCAGACGAAUGUGCACACCAUUACCCUCCCUAGCCAAACCGUCACGAAUACACAGCCAGCCACACAGUCCCUUUCCUUGGUGCAGGUGCACUACCCGCCCAUAAGCCAAGUGAACCCAGCACCGGGCAUAUACUGGGCAAACGUCUCGACGCCGCCUCAACCGCAGCGAUUGGAGGCACAGCAGCAGCAGCUUUCUAUCGCACACAGUGGAGUGGCGGAGCCGACUUACUACUAUGUAGUGAGCUCGGCACAGCAGCCGCAGCAGCAGCAGUCCGUCGCACCGCAACACUCGUCGGCGCCACAAAGGGGACCAAAUUUACUGCAGGCAACAACGCUCGCCGCCCCUUCCCAUGUUCAGCAACCAACGUUUGUCAAAGUGCCUGUUAUGAACACAGGGAGCUACCAGACAGUCUCCUACCCGUUCGUGCUGCCCUCAAACGCUACUUCUUACUCGUAG
Messenger RNA from Leishmania mexicana MHOM/GT/2001/U1103, 1992 nucleotides. RefSeq lists its product as hypothetical. NCBI's taxonomy places the organism in Eukaryota, Euglenozoa, Kinetoplastea, Trypanosomatida, Trypanosomatidae. The record is from RefSeq and is a predicted model, not a curated record. The transcript has a single exon. The coding region runs from base 1 to 1992 and encodes 663 amino acids.